CAGUCACUCGCAGACGCUCGGACGUGAACCACGUUGGAGCUCGGUUUCCUCACCAAACAAACAUUGCUAAUUAUCCUAAAAUACAAAUUGAUAAGAACUGAUACAGUGAUAGAAACGUGUUGUGUGUUAAGACUGUUAUACGAAUCGUCUGAAGCAGCGCUUUCGUAGACCUGUAACUGUCAGUUAUCUUCGCGUUUUCUAGUCAGAUUAUAUAAGAGAAACAUGAGGGACGAACGGGCUAAUGUACCGCGAGUCCGGAUUGCCGUCAUCGGGAGUUCCAGAGUAGGAAAAUCAGCUCUCAUUGUUAGAUACCUGACUAGAAGAUACAUAGGCGAAUACCAUUCAAAUACAGAUCUCCUGUACAGGCAGACAGUGCCAAUAAAUGGAACCCCUGUCGAAUUAGAAGUGAUCGACGUCUCUGGAUCAAAUUCAGACAAAUUCCCCACUGAACAGAUACAAUGGGCAGACGCCUGCCUCCUUGUGUACGCUGUAACAGACAGGAGCAGCUUUGAAUACGCCACAGAAGUUUUGAAUGUUUUAAAACGCACUCCUAGCAACGGCAGCCCCGCACAUGGAACAACCGUCACAUCACCGAGCAUGCCCUUAGCACUGCUCGGGAACAAAACUGACCUAGACCAUUUGAGACAGGUAUCAACAAAAGAAGGUCAGAGUAUAAGCGCAGCGCACGGUGCGUCUUUUAGUGAGGCAAGUGUCGCCGACAAUUCCGGUGAUCUCUACCGCUGCGUUGACCGACUAUUGGCCGAAGUUCGCACGCCGCAACGCACGCGAAAAUUCUCUGUUACCAAAAUGCUUGGCUCGUUAAUAGGUAAGCAUAAAAAUUUAAUUCAAAUUUUAAUUUGUUACUCAUUGAAUGAAACAAACGUCAUACAAGCAUCUUACUAUCAAAUUCGUAUAAAGAAACAAAAUAAUUUACAAAAAAACAUUACACAAAAUAAUGUUUUGAAGAUUUAAUUAGCGGUAAUUGUUGUGUAAAUGACUAAUGUUACGUAAAGAUUUAGUUAGUCGAGAUUGCAUCAAACUCCGCUAAAAAUAAAUUUCAAACAAUAGACGUUAAAAUUGGGCACUUGGCAUCGACGCGGUACCACAAAAAUGUGGAAAACAUUAUAACGCCGACAUUGUUCCGAUGCCUGUCUUUUAUACGAUAAAUGAAAACAUUUCAAAAUGAUGAUAUGAUAAACACCAAAAUCAGUUAGAUUUGUAACGUUUUUUGAGAUUAAAAGAACAAAUUCCUCGCAACAUCAAACAAAAGUAAUAAUAAUUUAAUGGUAGCAUGAGUGUUUAAUAAAACAAUCAAAUUUAAAUAGUGUUUCUAAUAAAAGAUAAAUUCGAAAAAGCAUACUAAGCUUAUAUUCUACUAGGUACUACCACUAAUAUAAGUCUUAAUAAUUUAUUGUUUAUAAUUUUAAAGUAUAUUCGCACACAUAUCACUUCUUUGCUAAAUGAAUCGAUUGACCUUAUUAGAUUGCAAUUAAGACUUCGACCUCAAGUCUUGAGAUAGACACGCACACUCGCAUUUUUGAAUUUCAGAAUCUAUUAUUAACAUCAUAUGGGAUCAAUAUCAUAUGGGCCGAAAAAACACUUUGUGAUGUAACGGAAAUGGAACGGAAAAAUCUAAUCAAUCAUGAAAAACGGAACUUUUCAUAAUUUUUCAGAAUGGUUUAAGAUUCCAUCGUCACCUCAAAUUUGGAUAAGCUAUGUUUUUAAUUAAUUACGAUUAUGAUUGUUAUAGGUGGAGCAACAAAUAACAGUCCCACGAACCGUAGCGGGUCAGUCGUAGCGUGCCCGCGGGUGCCGGCGACGUCGCGCGCCCCCUUAGCGGCCGCCGCGCCCUGACCGACGCAUCCCGUGCGCUGAUGUCUGCCUGGCGUUGUGUGGUUAGCUUGCCUGCCCGUACCUACCAGAUUCACAACGCCACCGCUAUCGGCGACCAUGUAAAACUGACUCUAGUGACAAGUGCGUUGAUGCCUGGAACAACCAUGUGUCUUACAUAAGUGCUUGCAGACUGUACCAGUGAACCUAUGUUAGUGUGACACUUGAAAAUGAAUUUACUGCAUGGCGGCUUCAUAUAUUAAAGCUGACCUUUUUAAAUGUGGAAAAAUAUCUGCUAGUCAUUUCGGAAAUGUCUACUUACCGCUCGGUAAUGUUCUAAGCAAGAGUUUUAGUGAUUAUGUUAUUCGGAAUUAGUUAUUAAGUGUGUGAAUGUACUUUUGCAGAGACCUCAGUAUUACACACUAUUUUAAAGUAAUGAGGAACGGUUUAUCGUCACUUUUAUCACUGCAGAUAUAUAUACUUUUGGGUACAAUAAAGAUUUCUAAAUAAAAAAUAAAUUUUAAAGCUUCCUCUUGUGAACACAACUGUCACUUAAUUUCAUCAAUUUUCAAUUUUUGUAUUUUUAUAUGUAUACACUUUUACUGAUUUAGUUUGCGAAUUGUGUGACUGUACCAAGGAUUAGUAGUUUUUUAAUGUAACAAAAAUCUCUACUCAAUUUGAUACUCAACUAGAUAAGCUGGUAUUCCUAUUUAAAUUGAUGUGUUAAUUAUAAUAGUAGAUAUUAGUAGUAAUGCAAAAAAUGUGAUCAUUUAAAAGUAUAAAUUUGUUAAGAAAAUUCAAUGUUUAAUAAUCAAAUUUUACUGGAAAAUAACGCAUGUAAAAAUGACGCAUGCACAUAACCAAUUACAAUAAUAUAAAAAAAUUAAAACAAAAAUGAAAAUUACAAAUUUAAUUUAUUUUGAUGCCAAAUAUUUUAGAUAUACAAACUUCGAUUUUUUCACUAUGAUGUUGUAGUUUUUGCAUGAAAUUUUUCAAAUCGUGCUGGACUAUAUGACUAGCAACUAUCUAUCUGAUGGCCUAAAUACGUACUUUUCUACUUUUACACAGUAUUAUUAUUAUUCUAAGUGUUUACUGAAUAAAUAUGAUGUUUUUUGUAAUUUUUCAGUUUAGUACUUUCACCGAUAAAUUUUAAAUCUUCGAUUUUUUUUAAAUUGAGUAUUCAUUUUGACACUUGUGAGUUUAUUGAUAAAUGUUAAUUCAACUAUGCAUAAUGUAAUUGUAUUCUAAUCCUACAAUGUUUAUAGAGAAAAAAUGUAAACAAAUUUUAUUAGUCAUUUUCUAGUCAUAGGAUAAGGGCUGUGAAAAGACAUUUGAUGUGUGCAGAUUAAUUAAAAUAUUUAGUUAGACCCCUGUAUAUUUUAAAAUAUGAGAUUUUAAAGAAAAUAUUCAAUAUAAAUUUCUAUUUUCUAUCUAAAAUAUGAAAAUUUACAAAUGAAAGAAAAAUAUUUAAUUUAAUAAUAUUUGAAUUGCCAUAUAAAACUAAAGUACCUUGUAUGUUUAUAAGAAUUGAAAAGCUGUAAAUAUGAAAGCGUGGAGAUGUGACUAUAACGAAGUCGGAACUGAUCGGAAUAAGAAUGUAAAUAUUUAUUAUUUAGCUUUAAAAUUUAUUAUUAAAUGUUACCAAUACCUA
Molecule: messenger RNA, 3481 nt
Organism: Bombyx mori (domestic silkworm)
Lineage: Eukaryota; Metazoa; Arthropoda; Insecta; Lepidoptera; Bombycidae
Product: ras-related and estrogen-regulated growth inhibitor-like protein
Exons: 6
Coding region: 223-972 (249 amino acids)
Molecular function (GO): GTP binding; GTPase activity
Source: RefSeq, a predicted model, not a curated record